AUGUCCUAUUUUCAAAUAUUAGCCAUAAUACUCGUCACAAUCAUAGCUAUUGCAUGUUUGGUCUAUAAAAACGAAAGGCAUUACAAACACCCACUCAUUGCAAAUGUGACUUCAAUAGACCCAGAUUUUAGAUGGCAGGAGCAACUACCACUACCAAUACGCCCAUUUGUGGGUAAAAGAAACUUCAAUCCAAAGAUUGGUGUUAAGAACAUAUCAAAGACUCCUCAUGAUUGGUUGUUGAUUGAAAACACGUACCUUAAAGUAACUACGUUAAAGGCACAAUCACUAAAGAGGAACCCCACACAAACAAUGCAUAUUGACAAAAACUCCAAACCCAUCAACGCGUUACAAGAAUUCUACGAAGUCAUUUUUGACUUUUACUUGAAGAGGUUUCCACGAUACUUUGCAUUGGAUUACAAAACUGGCUUGAUUGAAAACAAAAUCAAUGGAUUGAAAUUCGGAAAAGAUGCUAAAAGCUUACAGCCCCACGAGCUAUUGAGGAAUAUUGGUUCUAACAUGGAAGAAGACUUUGUCUUGUUGUUAAAGAACGACGCAAGUAAAAAAGACCAAGAGUAUAUUUUGCGAUCAUCGAUUGUAGGGUUCCCUGCUGGGUUUGACCCCAGUGUUUUCUUCAAUAAACCAAUCUCAUACAUUCACACUUUAGUCCCACAAUACGAAUCAAACUUGCAAAACCCCAUGCACAAAUUUUUUAAUAAUUUGAAGCCAACCGAUUUAUGGGUGAGGCAUAAUUGGUCAAUACAAACUCAUGGCGACUACUUUACAUUGAAUAAUCAUGCUAGAAAGGGCGAGGAGGUGAAGAGAUUGACCGUAGAUGAUAUUGAUUUCAUCAAUGGUUGCUAUUUGAGAUGUGAACGACAGGUGUUAACGAGAUUACCACAGACAGGUGCCAUUGUAAUGACGGUUCGAACAUAUUUGACAAGCUUGGAUCAAAUAAAGAACCAAGAAAAGUUGAGUGAUGAGUUAAUUCGAGGUAUUGUCUCUUUACCACCAGAUAUGGCAUAUUAUAAGAAAAAGGGGUCUUGGGGUGAUGCAGUCGUAGAGUAUUUGUCAACAAAAGAAGAUGGUGUUGUCAAAGGAUAA
Molecule: messenger RNA, 1101 nt
Organism: Lodderomyces orthopsilosis Co 90-125
Lineage: Eukaryota; Fungi; Ascomycota; Pichiomycetes; Serinales; Debaryomycetaceae
Exons: 1
Coding region: 1-1101 (366 amino acids)
Source: RefSeq, a predicted model, not a curated record